AUGUCUAACAGUAAUGGGCAGCCUCCGCGACGCCACCGCAUCGGCUACGCCUUCCCGCCGAAGAAAGAGCAGACCUUCAUCCAACCGUCGCUGAUCGCCCACGCCGGACAACACGGCAUCGAUCUGGUCCCCGUCGAUGCCGCCAAGGCCUUGACCCAGCAGGGCCCCUUCGACUGCAUCAUCCACAAGCUGUACGACGACGACUGGAAUCAGCAAUUGAAGGAGUACUCGUCUCUCUAUCCCCGCACCGUCAUCCUCGAUCCGCCCGAGUCCAUCGCCCGCCUCCACAACCGGGUCUCAAUGCUCGACGUCAUCAAAGCCGCCUUCAAAGCCCCGCGAGUCGAGAAUGUCGGGGUCCCCAAGCAGGUCCUGAUCCACGACGCGGCCGAACUGGAAUCCGAUCUGGGAUUGAAAUUUCCGGUGAUUGCAAAGCCUGUGCUGGCCAAUGGCAGCGCCAAGUCGCACCAAAUGUCUAUGGUUUUCAGCGGCGAGGGGUUGAAGAAGGUCGAGACCCCCAUUUUGCUGCAGGAGUUUGUCAACCACGGGGGUACCAUCUUCAAGGUCUAUGUCAUCGGGGAUUACACCGAGUGCGUCAAGCGUAGGUCGCUGCCCGACAUCUCCGACGAGCAGCGCACCAAAUUGGCCGGGGUUGUGGUCCCUUUCUCCCAGAUUUCCAAUGAAGAAGUUAACAUUGAGGGUGUUGAGAUGCCGCCACCUGGGUUUGUGGAGGAGCUGGCCAAAGGGAUUUGCGACGGCCUCAAACUCAAUUUCUUCAACUUCGAUGUCAUCAGGGAUUCCAAUGACAAGCAUAGCUAUUAUGUUAUUGACAUCAAUUACUUUCCUGGCUAUGCCAAACUCCACAACUUCGAGCACCUUUUGACAGACUUUUUCUUGGCUGUACUUUCCCACAAGUCCAUGUCUCAGCAGUCCCAGUCUCAGCUUGAACAAGAAUGA
Messenger RNA from Rosa chinensis, 954 nucleotides. RefSeq names its product inositol-tetrakisphosphate 1-kinase 1. NCBI's taxonomy places the organism in Eukaryota, Viridiplantae, Streptophyta, Magnoliopsida, Rosales, Rosaceae. The record is from RefSeq and is a predicted model, not a curated record. Gene Ontology annotation, cellular component: cytoplasm. Gene Ontology annotation, molecular function: inositol-1,3,4-trisphosphate 6-kinase activity; inositol-3,4,5,6-tetrakisphosphate 1-kinase activity; ATP binding. Bases 1 to 954 code for a protein of 317 amino acids. The transcript has a single exon. Gene Ontology annotation, biological process: inositol trisphosphate metabolic process.